This is a messenger RNA of Verruconis gallopava, 956 nucleotides long. RefSeq lists its product as uncharacterized. The coding region runs from base 1 to 861 and encodes 286 amino acids. Lineage: Eukaryota; Fungi; Ascomycota; Dothideomycetes; Venturiales; Sympoventuriaceae. The record is from RefSeq and is a predicted model, not a curated record. The transcript has a single exon.
AUGGCUCUCGCAAGACCGUCUCUUCACCUCACGCUUUACAUUCUGGCCUUCCUGUGCAUCCGUGGAUCGAAUUGCAAUUGCUUUUUGCCUAAUGGAACGGACGUCAACCGUCUUUUCGACCUUGACGGCGACGUGUGGGUUCCAUGCUCGACAGCGGGCGACGACAGCAUGUGCUGCAGAACGAAUGUGACAAAGGGCGCGGACACGUGCGUCAGUAACGGCCUCUGUCACAGCAACGGAGGCCCCAUGUUGUGGAGGGAGAGUUGCACAGAUCCAACGUGGACGUCGCCGGCAUGUCUGCAGCUGUGCGUGGCGGCUGGCCGCAAGGUGCAGAACAGCACGAGUGCACGCUGGCCGAACGGAACGUCGUUCCAGGACGCGAACGUAGCCGUCACGGAAUGCAAUGAUGGAAGCUUUUGCUGCAACCGAGGCAACACCGACUGCUGUGCCAAGGGCAACGGUUUGUUCGUCGUGGACGGAAAGGUACAGUCGUCGACGGGAACGCCAACCGCUUCGUUGCCCAACGCUUCUUCCACACCAAAAGGCUCGGACGCAUCUCACGUCGGUGGGAGGACCGGCGGAAAUGUAGGCGCAAUCGCCGGCGGCGUAGUAGGGGGCAUCAUAGCGCUGGUAGCUGUGGUAGGCGGCGUUGUACAUCGUCUCAGGCGAAGAAAAGGCGCGGCUGCCCCCCUCAAUUCCGAGAUGACACAUGAGCUGAACUCUACACAGCGCCUCGAAGCGUCAGGCGAGGGACUGGAAACUUACAAGUAUGCCAAACAUGGCGCGGUUACACCGCAACAGCAGCAAGGUUUGGUCGAAGUCCCGGGCAUUCAUGAAAUAGACAAUUCUUCGGAAAUAUAAAUAGAUAUUGUACGAAAGCUAUAUAUAGAGCACGCGAUUCUGCAGUUAUCAUUCAUCAUGUCGUCGUUCGUGCGGUAUUUGAAACGAAAAACUUG